This is a messenger RNA of Trichomycterus rosablanca, 1534 nucleotides long. RefSeq names its product AU RNA binding protein/enoyl-CoA hydratase (gene auh). The record is from RefSeq and is a predicted model, not a curated record. NCBI's taxonomy places the organism in Eukaryota, Metazoa, Chordata, Actinopteri, Siluriformes, Trichomycteridae. Gene Ontology annotation, molecular function: enoyl-CoA hydratase activity. The transcript has 10 exons. Bases 21 to 977 code for a protein of 318 amino acids. Gene Ontology annotation, cellular component: mitochondrion. Gene Ontology annotation, biological process: fatty acid beta-oxidation.
ACUAGCUGCAGCAGAGAGGUAUGGCGCUACUGGUCGGACGCAGAGUUGCAUUUAGACCGCAAACUUCGACGAAUUUCGAACAUGUUUGCAGAUUUCGAGACGUUUUGCUUCGCCUCGGUGUUGGAGGUGCCGGCCGCGUGGGGAAUGGCGGCGCUAUGCGGCAGUUUAGCUCGGACGCUGAUGACCUGAGCGUCAGGUAUUUGGACGGAGAGGAAUCAGGAAUCGUGAUCUUUGGUCUCAACCGGCCUAAAGCGAAAAACGCAAUCAGUAAAAGUCUUGUUAAAGAGAUGUCUCAUGCCAUUGAAUCAGUGAAAAAGAACAACAAGGUGCGUUCUGUCAUCUUGUGCAGCAUGGUGCCCGGAAUCUUCUGUGCAGGUGCCGAUCUGAAAGAGAGAGCCAAAAUGCAUCAGAGUGAAGUGGCACCUUUUGUCUCUAAAGCACGAGCACUUAUUACUGAACUAGGCAAUCUACCCAUGCCAACUAUUGCAGCCAUUGAUGGAGCAGCACUAGGUGGAGGACUUGAAAUGGCACUGGCCUGUGACAUCAGAAUAGCAGCUACUUCUGCUAAAAUGGGACUGGUUGAAACCAAGCUAGCCAUCAUUCCAGGGGCCGGGGGAACCCAGCGUCUGCCACGGUCUAUAGGAGUGUCCCUGGCUAAGGAGCUGAUCUUUGCUGCACGGGUGGUUGAUGGUGCCGAGGCGAAGUCUUUGGGACUGGUCAACCAUGCUGUAGAGCAGAACAAGUCCGGAGACGCCGCCUACCUGAGAGCUCUAGAGCUCGCCCGGGAGUUUAACCCACAGGGACCAAUUGCAGUCAGAAUGGCCAAGUUGGCUAUUAACCAGGGCAUAGAGGUGGAUUUAACAACAGGAUUAGCAAUUGAAGAGGCAUGCUAUGCUCAGGUCAUUCCGACGAAGGACAGGCUGGAAGGCCUGGCAGCAUUCAAGGAAAAGAGACCCCCAUGUUAUAAGGGUGAGUAAUUUGGGACAGGUCCCAAGCAACACUGAACCGCUGCCUUUUGAUCCUCUCACUGCUGACGGACAUCGUAGAGAAAGCGCUAGCCUGCAUCGCGCCUACCUGACCAGCUCUCGGCCCUCUGUCAACAAAGAUCAGCGAUUCUAGACUUGAGGACUUAAGUUGAUCUAGGGACUGAGAAAGUGUCUGUCCACAACGCCUCAGUUAUCUGUUAGUGAAGCUCCAGUUUGCAUGGUGCGUCUUUAUUAAUCACAGGUCACUCAUUUGCCUUUGUGUUGUGAAUUUGUGUGUCUAUAAAUGUUCAUAGUCAUCAGAUGUUUUAAAAUCCGAGCUAAAUUACAACAUCAAUCUGUAAUUACGAUAUAAGUGCUUAAAUACUAUAAGCAAACUGCAACAUCAAAUAAAAACUGCAUCAAAGAGCCUGCUUGUGUUUUCAGGGAAGAAAAAUGUGUUUGAACCUAAUCAAUAGUAAUCUGCAAUUUACAAUUUGUUUUUGUAGGGAAAAAAACCUGUAAAGCUGCUGUAACAUAAGUGAUCCAAUAAAACAUUGUGUAAACAUGAA